AUGUCAUUCAGAACGUCCCUCCUCAGAGGUUCAUUACCUCUCCGAGGUCGUCCUUCCGCGUCCCUUAUCUCCAACACUGCCAGACCAUUCACUUCUACCACCGGACAAUCCGCUCGAACUCUUAGAGCGCUCCCUUCAGCAUACACCAACAAUGUGAUAUUGGGCAGAAGGAAUUUGAACACUUCUCAAAUUGUCAAUUUGGAAGCGUCAAGGGCAUUGGGAGAUGGAGGUAUAGAAGAACCUCCUCAUAGUGGUAUAAACGUUGAUAAACCAACUAGUAUGGAUUCGUGA
Molecule: messenger RNA, 291 nt
Organism: Kwoniella botswanensis
Lineage: Eukaryota; Fungi; Basidiomycota; Tremellomycetes; Tremellales; Cryptococcaceae
Exons: 1
Coding region: 1-291 (96 amino acids)
Source: RefSeq, a predicted model, not a curated record